AUGAUCAAAAUUGAUUAUCUCAGAGAUAAAAUUGAUAAACUCUCACCGGAGACCACCUAUUGUUUAAAAGUUAAGGCAAGACUACGUACGCCAAGGAAAGUUGGUGUCUAUAGUCCAGUGUAUUGUAUAAAUACCACAGCUGAAAAUAAACUGCCUCCACCUGAAAAUUUAGAAGUUGAUGUUAAAGAUCAGAGCUAUGUUCUUAAAUGGGAUUACGCAUAUGCAAACGUGACCUUUCAAGUUCAGUGGCUCCAGGCCUACGUAAGGAAGAAUCCUGGGAAACAUUCACAUGGAUGGGAACAAAUACUUGGCUGUGAAAAUGUCAAAACUACCCAGUGUGUCUUUGCUCAAAAUGUUCUCCCAGAAGGAGUUUACUAUAUCCGUGUACAAGCAUCUGAUGGAAAUAACACAUCUCUCUGGUCUAGGGAGAAAAAAUUUAACUCUGACAUGCAAACUAUUGUACUUCCUCCAGUCAUUAACAUGAAAUCCAUUGGUGAUUCACUGCGCGUCUACAUAGGUGCUCCCAAAGAGGCUGAAAACAAGCCUGUGAACCAGCGUUACCCACUAAGCUAUGAAAUUAUUUUUUGGAAAAACACUUCAAAUGUUGAGAGAAAAUUUCUAGAGAAAAAAACUGAUUUUACUAUUCCUAACUUGCAACCGCUGACUGUAUAUUGUGUCAAAGCCAGAGCACACCUUGUGGAUGGAAAAUGGAAUAAAAGCAGUGUUUUUAGUGAUACUGUGUGCGAGAAAACAAAACCAGGAAAUACUUCCAAGAGCUGGCUUAUAGCUGGAAUUUGCACUGCACUAUUUGCUGUCGCAGUCAUCAUUUAUGCUAUGAAAGUCCUCUGGAAAGGCAUCAAUUAUGUGUUCUUUCCAUCACUUAAACCUUCUUCCAGUAUAGAUGAGUAUUUCUCUGACCAGCCAUUAAAGAAUCUUCUGCUUUCAACUUCUGAGGAACAAACUGAAAAAUGCAUUAUAAUUGAAAAUGUAAACACAGUUACUACGAUAGAAGAAACUAAUCAAAUUGAUGAAGAUCACAAAAAAUACAGUUCCCAAACUAGUGAAGAUUCAGGAAACUAUUCUAAUGAAGAUGAAAAUAGUGGAAGUAAAACAAGUGAAGAACUUCUAGAACAGGAAACGGUAUGACCAGAAAUGAAGUCUAUAAGCAUUAAUUAGGUUGUUUUGCAGGAGUUCACUGGGAGCCUGAGCUCCUUGCUCUUCUCAGUAAUUAUGGAGGAGGAUAUUUGAUUGUUGGGGAAGAAAAAAACAUCUUCAGAUCAUAAGUCCUAACAAUACAGGCAAGCACUUAACUACUUAAAAAUGAAAUUACAGGAGUUGGGAGAAAAGUUCCCUACAUUCUUUUCCAUGUGUAAAGUCCUGAAAGACCUAUCGUCGGUCUUGUCUUCGAUGAGAUGAGUCAGGUCAAGAAGAUGACCACCCAUCUUUCUCAUGACAGCUUAAGUACCGUGGUGCUAGCUGUGCUCUGUGGCAAAGGAUGGUAUUUGUGUUCCUGUCACUUGCUGUCAUGGGUGCUGCAGCCUACUGCGUGUGUCAGCUGUUUGUUCUUCAUUCCCAGUAUUACAUUUCAUUCUUUUUCAAGAGUUAUUUAGAACAUUUGAUCUUUUAAUACUGCUGUAGGCCCUGAGGAAGUGUAUUUAGGCAAGCCUGGACACUGUUAUUACUUGGUUUUCUGAAUAGCUUACCCUAGAAAACGGCCACAGAUGCUAGAAAGAUGAUCCUUAAAAAUGUUUGGGGAAUUCUAUCCAUUUAUCCCAAAACAUUGGCUUCUACACCGCAGUUACCUAUCCUUCACAUGGCCCGGGAUGAAAACCAGGUAAUCUUUCACUAUGCAGUAAGACUUCCUGAUUCAUAACUUAUUAGAACAAUAGCUUCUGAUUAGAAUUUGCAAUUACUGAAGUCAUAGAAAAUGGAUAACUAUCUGAUUAGGGAAGUGAUUGUUUUAUUUUAAGAUCUGAGGGUAUGUACAAGUUAGUCAAAUUGUAUGCAGGAAAUAUUGGGACCAGAAAAUGCCAAUGAUAGAAGAGUCAGAAAGAAGUAGAAUAAUUCAACAGGAAAGAAGUGUGACUUUGGUGAAAAAAAUAAGAAUAAUGUAUAUAAUCAACUUUUAAUUAUUAACCCACUAUGUAUGUUUGUUCUUAUGGCUCAUCUGGUCAUUUUUAAUACUGGCCUGGCUUCUCUAUACUGUCUAGCAGUAGUCAGGUAACCCUUCUGCUCAGCCUGCAUGCACUCAAGGAAAUACAAAUUGUUGAAUAGCAAGGUGAGAAAAAAACGUAACUAGGAACAAAAACCUAAUUUUAAAAAUUACGUAAUGCUUUCCAAAGGCACCUGUAACUUAUUUUUAAAUUAGUUGAUAUUUGGGGUUCUCUCUGGAUGUUCUUUAUAGGCAGGAAGUCUGGGAAUUCUGAUGGCCCCUAGGGCAGAAUUCUCCCUUCAGUUGUUGCAGCAGGGACCAGUGAAAGAGAAAGAAGAUGAAGUUACAGAGCGUGCUGGGGACUGUCCGUCUCUGAGGCCAGUGUCAUUUAUGUAGUCGUCUCUGCUGAGGUAACAGGGUCAUCGCGGAGGGGAAAGGUUGAAAGCAGCAGCCCUUGAGAGGCCAGGACACUUAGCACAUCCUGGGCACAUACACAGGUCUGCAGACCACACCGUGCGUGUUCCUGGACCUGUCGCCCCAGCGUCCUGAGUCAUUCUAGCGGAGAACAAUGGGCCACCAAGGAAGCCCAGGGAUCUCCUCUGAGACACAGCUCCCAGCUGGAGAGCCUGCAGGGACACCUUUUCAUCUUUGUCACCAGAGGCAUUUGGCGUGAAGCACAUCUGCCGGGUUGGCCUUACGUUUGGAAAGGCCCUGUCACUUUGGAAGUUUGCCUCUUUAGAGACAAGAUUGGGAACAUGUCAUGACUCCCUGCCACCGCUGCCUUUCAGACCGGACCGAUUCAGUGAUCCUGUCUCGCACUUCCAGGCCUGUGCUCAUCGCAGGGCAAAGCUGCUUCAGACGGGACAUCUGAAAAGAAACAACGCCAUUGUGGGAUGUGGAGAAAGGAAAAUGCAGGCAUUGACAUUAAAAGACACCAGUGAAGUUGUUAGGGCACUAAGAUAAGCGAACACCGGUCUUGAAGUUUUCAAACCAUCUGUGGUUUUCAGCGAACAAGCACCUGAGCAGCAGCAACAAAAAAAAAAAAAAAAGACUUCAUUUUUGCCUUGUCUUCUAGACAUGAAAAGGCAGUUCCAUUCCAUCCUUCAUUGUGUGCUACGUGUUGCUUGAUCAGGAUGUGCUCAGUCGUGAGAUAAAUAUUUUUUCUGAACAACAAUUUACUUAGAAACACCAUGCACUUGGGGGCACCAAUAAAUUGCCUCAAAAUUAUAGUAUUGGUCAUUCUUAGACUAGGUAUGAUCUAAGAACGUAUGUGAAAGACUGUAUCAUUAGAGCCAGAAAUGUUAUAUUAAUAUGUAGAACAUAUUAAUGUUCAUAUGUAUGCAUUAAUAUUCAUGUGUAUAUAUAAGUGACAUGGGCCUGUAAGCACAUGCAGAUGUAUAUAUGUGUCUGUAUAUGUACACCUACACACACGCACACACACACACAGUGUGGGCCUUAUUCCGUUAGUAUGGCCAUAAAGUACUUACUAGUAUACAUUCUAAUUAGAAAAUUAGAAAUGCUGCUCGGAAGUGUGAACUUUAAGUGUAUGGCCAGAAAUUUGCAAUCUCCAAAAAAGUUACUUUAAAAAUAUGAUUUAGAGUUUGUAUCUUUCCCCCCAAAAGAGACUGUGACAUUUAAAGCAGCCUCAAAUUGCUCCUAAGGAGUUGAGGGUGGACGGAAGCGUCCCGCCUCUCCAUACCCUCCCUGGUAAUCCUAUGACUGUCUGACAUGUUACGAUGUAUAUUUGUCUUGUUUGGUGUCUGUCUUCCCCCACGCGAGAGUCAGAGGCUCCAUGAGAGCAGGGACUUAAUUUUGUUCAUCACUGUGUCCCCAGCACCUAUCAGCGCAGGGCCGUGCACGUAGAAGGUGCUCAGAAAAUGAUUAUUGGAUGAAUGAAAUCUAAAAUGUGAAGAAGGGGGUGUUUCUGACA
Molecule: messenger RNA, 4082 nt
Organism: Propithecus coquereli (Coquerel's sifaka)
Lineage: Eukaryota; Metazoa; Chordata; Mammalia; Primates; Indriidae
Gene: IFNAR1
Product: interferon (alpha, beta and omega) receptor 1
Exons: 7
Coding region: 1-1146 (381 amino acids)
Molecular function (GO): protein binding
Source: RefSeq, a predicted model, not a curated record